This is a messenger RNA of Clonostachys byssicola, 1182 nucleotides long. The record is from the annotation of a GenBank genome assembly. Lineage: Eukaryota; Fungi; Ascomycota; Sordariomycetes; Hypocreales; Bionectriaceae.
AUGUCCGGAAAUUUGAAGCGCCAUGCGAGCUCUCAUGACUCAACGAGUUCACCUGCAUCCAAAAGAGCCUGCAUUCUAUUGGAUAAACCCAGGGAUGAGAUCCAGGAUAGUGUUGGUUUCAUUACCAGUGGUGACAAAGACGAUAAGCAAGCAGUCACGAAAAUUGUAUCGACUUCACGUCCACCUCCACCCAAUCUACUUCACAAUGAGAGUUGGUGGAGAAAAUUUGUGUAUGGCCGUCUCGAUUUUCAGCAUUCUCGCAUUAGGGAGGAUUCAGUAGCCUCUUUGAGGCUCGAUAUCUCCCAACUCGUUCGAGAAUGGAUGCCUGUACGCCACUUGUGGGAAGAUCUUUCCGAGGAGAGUCGGAAGGAAAUUAGUUCCUGGGCUUCCAAUGCGAAAAAGUACAUAGAGAGCAACGACAAAUUCUAUUCCAAUGCUUUGUUCAAGGGAUGGAUCUAUCACCUCCUGCAUGAGAAUCUGUUCUCGCUUGACUGCCACGAAAAGUGGUCGUCACCCGACUGGGCAGUGUUCGGGCAGCUGCAGCGCAUAUACAGCAAUCACGCAGAGAACUCUGAAGACGCCGAUUCGCCAUCCAACACUCGCUUUCACAACUGGCGCCGCAUCUCGUCAGGCAUGCUCUUCGACAUGCAUAAAGACUCAUGGCAUACCGAACCAGGUCGGCUCUACAGCAUUCUGGCAAAACAUCUCGCCCCUCUGUUCUUAUCCGAGUCCCGUGUCAAAGCUCCCGAUCACACCCCACAUGAAAGUCUAGAGUGGCUGGUUUACAGAGCCAUCAGGUUGGAUGCCCAGAUGAUCCAUUCAGCAAUCAGCAUAACAAUUGAAAUGGCAGACCCCGCCACGGGCAAAGUGAAAGAUUUUCCCUUUGAUCGUAAACAGAUGCUAGCUCCAUCCGCCGAUCUCACUUAUUCACACGUUGUGGACUUCAUAAUCGAACCACGGAUCACCAUUCGUGGGCGCCAAGGCCUUCGCCCAAGGAAAGAUGACUGGAAAGACUUGGCAGCAUACCGAGGCAGUAUAAGGAUAUCUGAAGGGGUUGGAGUCGACUAUGAAAAGAUACAUGGUCAAUGGAAGUUCCUUGCUGCCACAAGUCAGAUCACUGGGCCAGCCGCUGGAGAGGACCAUGAUGUUCCACAACCUACGGAAACCCCAGAAGGAGCUUAG